AUGGAGUCGGUGAAGUCAUCGACGAGAAGUGCAGACAGCAUCGUGGCCACACCGGAGCAAGAUGAUACGAUGCAAAGUUUCCCCCCACCAGUGGUUGCAGCAGCUCUUCCAUUGCCACUGCCGUCGAUCAAGAAGCCUCGCAAGCUUACACCCCUCGAGAAAAAAGAGCGCGAUCGCCUGCGUAUGAAGGAGCAAUCCCAACGGCGCAAGCAAGCGGUCAAGGAUCACUACGACCAAGCAAAGCGGUUCGCUCAAGCGAAGAUGUCAGCUUCAACUUGGCACCAGCAGGAGAGAAUGGAGGAAGAGCUAGUACUUCGACGUUUGGAGCGUGAUGUGGUUGACGCUCAGCGCUCUCACCCUGCGGCUGCGGGGUAUACUUUUGAUCGUGCUGCACAAACCGCUGCAACAGUCUCUCCGGUGUUUAUCUCGUUCUCGCACGCACUGUGCCCUCCAUCGCAAGCAUCACGUCUCCAGCUCAAGUCGCGCUUGGGACUUCAACGAACCACCAACAUACCGACUGAAGCGGAGUAUCUCCAUCCGGCUUGUCAUGGAUAUGCCAUGUCAAGACACGACGACAGCAGCUGCAUUUCACCCGUAUUCUUCUUGACAGGAUUCGCCAAGAUCCCUCUGGACAAAGUCGUUAUGAAACAAGACGAUGUUGACUCCGACGAGUCCGACGAAGAGGAUGAUCAAGCUGGCAACAGCUCAUCGAUGUGCUUAGUUUGCAGGAAAACUACGACCACAGCUGGAUGCCCCGGAUGCUUUACGUUUUCCAGCAAGAAAUAUCUCGAGGUGGAGGCGUUCAAAGCAACUCAGCGGAUCAAGACACCGAUGACAGCCCUUCAAGAGCAGGAAGUGCUACGCGCGCGCCACAAGGCUCUACAGAGGCAGAUCAUCAUCCCACCUUUGCUACCUAAACUUCACCAGUCACUCCCAGAUGUGUUUGCUCAGCAAACCAAUGCGCAGGAGGAUGACAACAGCUUCUACUCAAGUGUUCUUCCUGACUUCCGAGCGAUUCGCAAGCAUCGAGCUCUCUCGAACAAGUUUAUCACACUACACGUCAAGAGUUUACCCGUGGGCCAGUUGAUUUCCUUGCGUGUAGACCUCAAAAGCUCGGUGUCGUAUCUGUACGAGCUUUAUCGUGCGAACACAGAGCUACCCAACCGACCUCUGCACCUGCUGCUGCCAACGACGCACGGCUUGUUCUACCUCGAUGAGCACAUCGCAUCAGCGACGUACACUCGAAACGGAAUCGUCAACGGCGAGCUUCUACUUGAAGAUUUCAACCUGCAGAAGUCCACACCUCCUUCACGAAGUGAUCGUGCCAGUACUACCGACGAUAGUACGAGCAGCAGCGAGUUCCUACUCUUCGCAGUGGCGAUUCUACACCCUCAAAGCACCUCGCAGCUCAUACUAAACUACGUGCAGCAGAAUUUCCACUUCAAGCCACCGGAGAAUCGCUCUUUAACCCCGUUAGUGAUAUCGAUGGACAGCAGCAAUGACCGUGGCGGUUUGCCUCCAUGGACUCGACUUGUUCCAGCCACCUUCUUACUCCCCAAGGCUGUCGACCAGGACCCGUUUCAACUGCAGAUUCGACCGCACAUCCACGCAAUGCACGUGUUCGCCAAGACAAACUACGCGAUCGUCGCUGCAGAACAACGUGAAGAGCGCGAGCGGCUGCUGCUACUUGCUCACCAAGAAGCUAAGGCCGCCAAGCUCGCACUGAAGAAGAAGCUUCGCGAUCAACAAACCCCUUCCGUCUCGAACAAGGUGAGGCGUGCGUUGACGUACUUCGAGUUCGUCUGCGAGAGCACGAGCAACCCACGCCAGCCUCGAGUCGCUGAGGAGCGUCUGGGCAAGCUCUGGCAGCUCAUGCAGUUGUUGGAAGAGUGGAAGAUCAUGAAAGGCGGUCGCUUGAUGGACGCCGAGCGCUCGGACGUGAUGCUGUCGCUGUUGCAAGAGCUCAAGGAGACUGCAGCCUCAGCUUUCAACCAGAUGCUGCACGGCGCCAGGAGUCUCAAGACCGACAAAGGCGGAGGCACAUUGCCGUACCCUGUACUGUGUCUUGAUGGUGGUGGGUCGACGAGGAAGCUCGUCUUGAGGCUGGGCACACGGAUGGACGUCACACAGCAAGACGACUACGACUACGGCAUGGUGCUCGAUCUGGACCAAGACUUCGACACGUUGGAGAGAGCCGAGCCCCGGAUGAUGAAGCGAGGCUACACCAAACGAGCCGUCGCUGGCCAAGAACCACAAGACAACCAGCAGCAACAAGCGGUUGAGACUUGGGCGGACGUGGAGUGGCGAGCCAAGGGCAAAGGGUCCUCCACCAUGGCGCUGCUAGUCUCAAGCUCCGACCUCCUGUCGCCUCCGUUCCACCGCAUCAAGUGGACGCUGAUCGUCAAGGCUUACAAGCUGGUGCUAAAGCGCGUGGCCUUCGUCAGCUCCAAGCUGGACGAGUUCAACGCCUUAGCCAAGGUGCUGCAGAGUCCAGAGGCUGUGCUCAGCAAGACUCAGCUCACCAAGUGGCAGGCCGACAUCGACGCCUUCCUCGCCACCUUGCACGAGAGCACGGCCAUGGCGCGCGCCGUGCAGCGCGUGCUCAGCAAGAAAGGGGUAGCAGUACUGAAGCGACGGGCGCAGGCUCGACGCAAGCAACUGCGCGACCGCGAGAAGGAGUUGGAGCGGCUGAAGGAGCUGCAGCUCGAGCGCGAGCGGCCGAAACUGACGCUCGCGCAGCAGCUCAAGGUCUCGUUCAUCAAGGAGCGCGCCCCGAAGCUGCGCGAGGCGCUGGAGCUCACCCCGGCGGAGAAGCUGGGCGCCAAGGCCGGCGAGAUACUGGGCAAGGCGGCGUCCAGCGUGGCCAAAGCCGCCCGCAAGGCCAAGAAGGAGUACGCGGUGCGCACGCUGUGA
Phytophthora sojae is the source of this 2913-nucleotide messenger RNA. RefSeq lists its product as hypothetical. The record is from RefSeq and is a predicted model, not a curated record. The transcript is spliced from 4 exons. NCBI's taxonomy places the organism in Eukaryota, Oomycota, Peronosporomycetes, Peronosporales, Peronosporaceae. Bases 1 to 2913 code for a protein of 970 amino acids.